GGAGGAAAACGAUCAGCUCAGGAUGUCAUCUGAGGAGGAAGAGCAGCCAGAGACCCCCACCGGCUCCCCUUGGUCUUGGAUUCCAUUGAUGAAAGACCCUGGCUGGAUUCGAAACGUCUGGACUCGCAAUCUAAAUGUCCAAACCAUGAAUUACGUUGGACAGUUAGCAGGGCAAGUGUUUGUAACUGUGAAGGAGCUCUAUAAGGGAAUAAACCCAGCCACAUUGUCAGGAUGUAUAGACAUAAUUGUUGUACGUCAGCCAGAUGGAAAUCUUCAGUGUUCCCCUUUCCAUGUACGCUUUGGGAAGAUGGGAGUCCUACGUUCUAGGGAGAAAGUGGUUGACAUAGAAAUUAAUGGAGAGGCCGUAGAUUUGCACAUGAAACUAGGAGACAAUGGAGAGGCCUUUUUUGUGCAAGAGAUGGAUAAUGAUAAGAACAACCAGAAUCACCCUGCUCAGCAGAGUGCUCUGGAGUUCUCCCUCAACAACUUGUCCAAUUCAAGGGUCAUGGCUGCUUAUGGCCCACUUCCAAGUCAUGUGUCCAGGUCUCCUUUCCCGGGAAAGAAGAAUAUGCAAGGAGAGUGUUUGUCUAUGUUUCACUUUGAUGAGCUUGGCAUGCUGCAGUUGAGAUAG
This is a messenger RNA of Calidris pugnax (ruff), 631 nucleotides long. Its product is annotated as phosphatidate phosphatase PAH1-like. The transcript is spliced from 5 exons. NCBI's taxonomy places the organism in Eukaryota, Metazoa, Chordata, Aves, Charadriiformes, Scolopacidae. The record is from RefSeq and is a predicted model, not a curated record. Gene Ontology annotation, molecular function: phosphatidate phosphatase activity; transcription coactivator activity. Gene Ontology annotation, cellular component: mitochondrial outer membrane; nucleus. Gene Ontology annotation, biological process: triglyceride biosynthetic process; positive regulation of transcription by RNA polymerase II; fatty acid catabolic process. Bases 23 to 631 code for a protein of 202 amino acids.